This is a messenger RNA of Ficedula albicollis (Collared flycatcher), 1287 nucleotides long. RefSeq names its product adenylate kinase 3 (gene AK3). The record is from RefSeq and is a predicted model, not a curated record. The coding region runs from base 440 to 1123 and encodes 227 amino acids. Gene Ontology annotation, cellular component: mitochondrion; cytoplasm. Lineage: Eukaryota; Metazoa; Chordata; Aves; Passeriformes; Muscicapidae. Gene Ontology annotation, biological process: nucleobase-containing compound metabolic process. Gene Ontology annotation, molecular function: AMP kinase activity; ATP binding. The transcript has 5 exons.
CCCCGGGAGGCCGGUCCCGAGCUGCCCGGGAAGGCGGCGCUGCUGCGGCGGCAGGAGGAGCGGGAGCACCGGGAGCCCCGGGAGCGGCAGGAGGAGCGGGAGCGCAGGUUACACCGGGAGCGGCAGGAGGAGCGGGAGCGCAGGUUACACCGGGAGCGGCAGGAGGAGCGGGAGCGCAGGUUACACCGGGAGCGGCAGGAGGAGCGGGAGCGCAGGUUACACCGGGAGCGGCAGGAGGAGCGGGAGCGCAGGUUACACCGGGAGCGGCAGGAGGAGCGGGAGCGCAGGUUACACCGGGAGCGGCAGGAGGAGCGGGAGCGCAGGUUACACCGGGAGCGGCAGGAGGAGCGGGAGCGCAGGUUACACCGGGAGCGGCAGGAGGAGCGGGAGCGCAGGUUACACCGGGAGCGGCAGGAGGAGCAGGAGCAGCGGGAGCAGCAUGGUGGUGCCGCCGCUGCUGCGCGCCGUCAUCAUGGGGCCGCCGGGCUCCGGGAAAGGCACCGUCUCCGCCCGGAUUAUCAAGCACUUCGGCGUGAAGCACCUCUCCAGCGGCGACCUGCUGAGGGACAACAUGCAGAGGAGGACAGAAGUGGGAAUCCUUGCCAAGUCCUACAUUGAUCAAGGGCAGCUUAUUCCAGAUGACAUCAUGACACAACUAAUGCUGAAUGAGAUAAAAGGUCUAGACCGGUACAACUGGCUAUUGGAUGGUUUCCCCAGAACAGUUGCUCAGGCAGAAGCCCUUGAUAAAGAAUGUCACAUAGACACUGUGAUUGACCUAGACGUGCCAUUUGAGACCAUAAAGUGUCGCCUUACAGCACGCUGGAUCCACCCUGCCAGUGGCAGAGUCUACAAUGUUGAAUUCAGUCCUCCCAAAGUGCAGGGCAUUGAUGACAUUACUGGCGAGCCGCUUGUUCAGCGCGACGAUGACAAGCCCGAGACUGUCAGCAAGAGGCUGCAGGCUUAUGAUGCACAAACAAAACCUGUUCUAGAGUAUUACAGGAAAAGAGGGUUAUUGAAAUCCUUUUCUGGAACAGAAACCAAUAAGAUCUGGCCACACAUCUAUGCCUUCCUUCAAACGAAGUUGCCAGAUGUAAGCCAGAAAGAUGCUGCCAACCCCAGGUGAAAAUAGGUCAAACUUCUCAUCUGUCAUAGCUCACUCCUGAUUACAUAAGAUUCUGCAAUCAAGGAUUUGUCCAAGUAGUCUACCACACUCAUCAAUAAUUAAAGUCCAAUGCUGUCCUUAACUUACAUUAUGGUAAAAUUUUGUUGCCUGUGGUUAUCACUUUA